Acomys russatus (golden spiny mouse) is the source of this 1797-nucleotide messenger RNA. It is a transcript of the gene Desi2, whose product is annotated as desumoylating isopeptidase 2. Gene Ontology annotation, biological process: protein deubiquitination. NCBI's taxonomy places the organism in Eukaryota, Metazoa, Chordata, Mammalia, Rodentia, Muridae. The coding region runs from base 301 to 885 and encodes 194 amino acids. The record is from RefSeq and is a predicted model, not a curated record. Gene Ontology annotation, molecular function: deubiquitinase activity. The transcript has 5 exons.
CCUGGAGCCCGCCCUUCGCCCAGGCUCCGCCUCCCCCCACGUGUCUGCGGCCGAGGGGAGGCGCCUGAGCCGGAGCGGGCUCUCCACCGGUCUGGCCCGGUCCUCACACACACGGGUUCUGUCAGCGGCUCCCGGGAGCGGCCCCGGCUGCCGGAUGCUUCCGCCCUGGCUGCGGCGGGCCGGGCUGGACGCUUAGUGCCCGGCUCGAGCCCUGCCUGAAGCGCCCGCGGGGGUGGCAGCGGCCUCCGCCCCGCGGAGACCGAGCGGCUGGAGGACGAGGCGGCGGCCGCGGGGAAGAGGAUGGGGGCUAACCAGUUAGUGGUGCUCAACGUGUACGACAUGUACUGGAUGAAUGAAUACACCUCAUCUAUUGGAAUUGGAGUUUUUCAUUCUGGAAUUGAAGUAUAUGGCAGAGAAUUUGCUUAUGGUGGCCAUCCUUAUCCUUUUUCUGGAAUAUUUGAAAUUUCCCCAGGAAAUGCGUCUGAACUAGGAGAAACGUUCAAAUUUAAAGAAGCUGUUGUUUUAGGAAGUACGGACUUUCUAGAAGAUGAUAUAGAAAAAAUUGUAGAAGAGCUGGGGAAAGAGUAUAAAGGCAAUGCCUACCAUUUGAUGCACAAAAACUGCAAUCACUUUUCUUCAGCUUUAUCAGAGAUUCUUUGUGGGAAAGAGAUUCCUCGCUGGAUCAACCGACUGGCCUACUUCAGCUCCUGUAUACCCUUUCUACAGAGUUGCCUCCCAAAGGAGUGGCUCACGCCUGCUGCACUGCAGUCUAGUGUCAGCCAGGAGCUCCAGGAUGAACUGGAAGAAGCAGAGGAUGCAGCUGCAUCCGCUGCCAUGGCAAGUGCUGCAGCUGGUGCCAGAACUGGGCGUCACACUAAACUAUAAGUUUUCCAAAGUCACGCCUUCAGAACUGUCUCUGGCAGUUGAGUAUCACUAGAGAAAAAGGAAAUAGAGUAAAUGUCCUUUCGAUAUUUUGUAUGCAAAGAUGGCUCUCCCCCAAAUCCCAGUUUUUCAGCUCAGGAUUAUAUUUGUAAUCAAAAACAAAAACAAAAAAGAAGAAGAAUCACUUGGCGCAGGAGGGAGAACUUUGUAUGAAGCUGCCCUCUUUUCUUUUCUUUUCUUUUUUAAUCCACUUGUAAAUUUGGAUUCACUUCCUCUGUUUUAUAUAAGCUCUGUUAAAUUACGUUUACAGUAUUUUGUAUCACUGUUUACAAAUCUUGCAUGGACUUCUGCCACCGUGAAAGAAGAAAAUCUUCAUCUUCAAAAAUUAGGCAGGUCAUCUUUAUAUACGUCCUGACAGUUGCCAGAACUACAGCAGAAAUAGCAGGCACAGGAGAAGCCUUACCAGGCUACAGUUGCCACCACCUGUUUAAGAGCUGUCUGUUAGGUUUGUAUUUGUUUUGUUAUCAUUUUUGGCACCCAAAUACAGGGAUCCAAACUGGCCUGACAUGAAGGAGCACACCUACAGCCAGGGGUGGGGCCUGGGUCAGUUCUUCUCCACCCCUUCCUAUUCUGAGUAGCACAUUUCCCAAGGUGCCCGUGGAGCAACUGGUUUCAUCCCAAGUAAGCCCACCUCAGCGGGGUGGUAUUCUUGUAUCUGCCUGGCUUGAUGCCUCUGAUUCUAUAAUGAUGUUUUCAUGGACGGUUCUCUCAUAACUGACAAGUGUUUUUGCACAUGUGUUGGGAAAGGGACUUCAUUUUUAUUUUUAACACAUUCAGCUCUUCCCUGCACAGGAUGUUUUUGGUGGGGUGAAAGUGCCCUAACCUAGCUUCCUGAGCAGCAGUACAAACUGACAU